Leptinotarsa decemlineata (Colorado potato beetle) is the source of this 1557-nucleotide messenger RNA. RefSeq names its product facilitated trehalose transporter Tret1. Gene Ontology annotation, cellular component: membrane. Gene Ontology annotation, molecular function: transmembrane transporter activity. Gene Ontology annotation, biological process: transmembrane transport. The record is from RefSeq and is a predicted model, not a curated record. Lineage: Eukaryota; Metazoa; Arthropoda; Insecta; Coleoptera; Chrysomelidae.
AUAAACAGCACGAUAAGAAAAGUUAAUUUUCGCAAACAAUUGCGAAUAUCUAAAAUACCGUUAUAUGAUGCGUUCGUGUAUGAUUCAAUUUUCAGGCAGAAGAAAAAAUGGUGAUGCAUAUUAAUUACGCGUACAUCGUCGUAUUUGCUGGCAACUUGCUGGCACUCACGGGCGACACAACAUUAACAUGGUCGUCACCAAUCCUACCGAAACUACACUCGAAUGAUUCCAGCAUCAAUCCACUAAGGAACCCUAUCAACGACGAUGAAGAAUCCUGGAUCGGUUCUUUGCAGAAUAUUGGAGCGAUGUGCGGCAUUAUUCCAGUAGGUUAUUUGGCGGACAGGAUAGGCCGAAAACCAGUAUUAUUAUUUCUAGCUCUACCUCACUUGGCCGCCUACUCAGCAUUCGCCUUCGCAAAAAACAUAAAUUGGUAUUACUUCGGUCGACUCGUAGGAGGUGUCUCCCUUGCCUCUAGUUAUGUCGUUCUGCCUAUGUACGUCGCGGAGAUUUCGGAAGAUUCCUAUAGAGGCAUGCUGUUGGUAUCUUAUAGUACAUUCGCCAGUUUUGGCGAUCUCGUCCCAUACAUUAUGGGGCCUUAUACUUCCAUUUUCUGGUUCAAUAUUAUUUUGGCAAUAUUCCCAUUAGUGUUCCUCAUCUCUUUUUCCAUUCUGGCACCAGAGAGUCCUUACUUCUAUGUGAACAAAAACGACUACAAAGCCGAGCUGUCUCUCAAGAAACUAAGGCAUGGGCAACUGGCGUUUGAUGCGAAGAAUGAGAUCGAGGAAAUUAAAAACGAAAAGUUGAAAAACCAGGAAGGAGAUUUUAUCAACACACUGAAGAAAAAGUACGUCAUCAGAGGCUUCAUUAUAGCUCUCGGACUCAGCUGUUUUCAGCAGCUUUCUGGUUUAGGGGCUAUUCUAGCUUAUACCGAGAUCAUUUUUGAGGAUGCUGGCACGAAUGUUUCUGCAGACGUUGCAUCCCUCAUAGUAGGCAUAGUUUUAUUCCUUGCCAGCUUUGGAGGACCUCUCAUGGUUGACAGGAAAGGUAGAAAAUUUCUGUUGUCGUGUUCAGCAAUCGGAGUGAUCGCUUCUUUAAGUACACUGGGUUUAUACUUUUACUUGAAGGACGAAACCGAAGUUUCUGUGAAAAAUAUUUCUUGGCUACCAAUUCUGUGCCUGGUGAUCUAUGUCGUAUCAUUCAAUAUCGGAUUGGGGCCUUUACAGUAUACAGUAACUUCGGAAAUUUUGCCUUCGAAUAUCAAGUUUUUUCUUGCUACCGUUUCAGGUUUCAUGUCGUGGGUGGUUUCUUUUGCAGUUACGAAAUUGUUCAAUGAUCUCAGAGUUACUUUGGGACAGGGUGAAACUUUCUGGUUGUUCGCGGGAUUUUGUACGAUAGCCCUUCUGUUCAUUAUUUUCAUUAUUCCUGAAACUAAGGGUAAAAGUUUCCAGGAGAUACAAAUUAUUUUGAACAGGUGAUAUUCACUUAUCUUCUAUAUGAAUCGAUGUAAUCCCAAUAUAUUUUCAAAAUUUUUAAAAUAAAUUAUUAUUCAAAGUGGUA